Messenger RNA from Penicillium bovifimosum, 2043 nucleotides. Its product is annotated as GMC family oxidoreductase. The transcript has 7 exons. Bases 1 to 2043 code for a protein of 680 amino acids. The record is from RefSeq and is a predicted model, not a curated record. NCBI's taxonomy places the organism in Eukaryota, Fungi, Ascomycota, Eurotiomycetes, Eurotiales, Aspergillaceae. Gene Ontology annotation, molecular function: oxidoreductase activity, acting on CH-OH group of donors; flavin adenine dinucleotide binding.
AUGCGACCUGGUCUGCCUAUAAAGCUCCUAGGCGCAUGUCUGAUCGCAACAGGUCACUUCGCCAGCGGGUUGUCGCCGCGCUCGGAGACCGGCCAUUCUUACGACUUUGUGAUUGUGGGCGGUGGUCAAGCUGGGUUGGUGUUGGGCGCAAGGCUGUCGGAGGACCUGGAGCAUACUGUGCUUGUGCUUGAGGCGGGCGGAGACGGAGAUCAGUAUCGAAAUCGCAUAGAUACCCCUGCAUAUGCAUAUUUUGAUUCCCUGUGGAGUACGCCUUUGGAUUGGGCAUUAAGUACUGUCGCGCAGCCCAAUGCGGGAGAUCGGGAGAUUUAUUGGCCUCGUGGGAAGGUCCUCGGAGGGAGUUCUGCGAUUAACGGGCUGUACAUGACCCGUCCAGGAAAAUAUGAGAUCGAUGCCUGGAAAGACAUGCUGGGGGAUAUGGACGGCGCCGAGAAUUGGUCUUGGGAUUCAUUCUAUGCGGCAAUGACGAAAGGCGAGACCUUCUCUCCGCCAACUGACGGUGUGAUUAACGAAGCCAAAAUCGCGUGGAAUGCAUCGAAUCAUGGGGCCGACGGGCCGAUCCAUACGACAUAUCCCGACUAUACAUUCCCGGAAGUUGGCCAAUGGGUAUCGUCCUUGCAAAGUAUUGGCAUUGAGAACUCAGCCAACAUGUACGGUGGUGAGAACUGGGGCGCUGAUGUCUCGACCUCCUGCAUCAACCCUUCAAAUUGGACGCGGUCCUACAGUCGUUCUGCAUAUCUAGACCCGCUUCCAGACCGCAGCAACUACGAUGUGCUAACCAAUGCCCAUGUAACGCGGAUCGUUUUUGACCAUUCUCAAAGUUCGGGUAACAAGAUAGCAAACGCUGUCGAGUACACAACCGAUAAUGGGAACACCAGACGGAUGGCCAAGGUGAAGAAGGAAGUUAUCCUAGCAGGUGGCACCAUCGGCAGCCCAACUGUUCUACUUCAUAGCGGUGUCGGUCCCAAGGAUGUCCUCUCCGAUGCAGGUGUUGAACUCGUAUCCGAGCUCCCUGGUGUCGGCCAACACCUCCAAGACCACUUCAGCGCCACGGUAAAAUGGAGCACGAAUAAAGACACAGCAGGCUCCAUCUUCUACAAUAACGGCAAGGAUAGAAACAACCCCAAAUUUCUUACAUACAUCGACAGUGCCGUUGCAUAUGUGAACGCAACCACCAUCUACGGCAGCAGAGCAAGCUCAUAUCAGUCGAAGUUUCUCACUCAAAUCGACAAACACGCACCAAACACAACCUACGAUGACGGCGUCCUCGCCGGCUACAAAGCUAUCUACAACACGACAUCGGAUAUCUUCAGCAGUCCCAUAGGCCAAAUCGAGCUUCUAUUCAUGAACAGUGAUGGAAAUGGCGACAUUGGCAUCACGGCCGCUCUACAGCACCCAUUCAGUCACGGCCGGAUCUACAUCAACUCCUCAGACCCAAUGGAACAUCCCGUCAUUGACCCCAACUAUCUAUCAAACCCGGCCGACUCAGAUAUCCUCCUCGCAGGCCUCAAAUUCGCCCGCAAAGCCGGCGAAACAAGCCCACUCCGCGAAUCCCUCACGAAAGAAAUCUCCCCAGGCCCAACCGUCCAAUCCGACGAAGGCUGGCUGCAAUGGCUACGCGAAGAAGCCAGCUCAGAAUUCCAUCCCUCCUCGACAUGCGCGAUGCUACCCAGAAGCCAAGGUGGCGUCGUCGACGCGAACCUGCUCGUCUAUGGUCUUGCGAACGUGCGUGUUGCGGAUGCCAGUAUCAUCCCCAUUUCGUUGUCCACACAUCUCAUGGCCUCUACUUACGGUGUUGCCGAGAAAGCGAGUGAUAUCAUUCGUGUGUACCACCAGAAAAAGACGGCUACGCCUGUGCCGGCGCUUAGUUCGUCCGAUCCGACGCCUGUUGCUAGUGCGGUUUCGGGGAAGAAGACUACUGUGUCGCAGGAUAAUGGUGGGUCUUCUGGGAAUGGGAGGGUCGCAUUGCUGGGAGGUUGGAGUUUUCUUCUACUCCUUGUGCAUGUGUUCGGUCUGUUCUUGUAA